AUGGCGCUACGGUUCUACGCCACUGGGGCAUUCCUCGGCAACAUUGCGAGGGAAGAGAGCUUCGUUCGCAGUAAGCAUGCAAUAUCCGAGGCUCUCCACGCAGUGAGCCUAGCCAUCACAAUGAACCUUGCGCGGAAGUAUCUCCAGUUCCCCUCGACUCCAGAGGAAAAGCUGGAAAUCUGUGAUGCAACCAGGCGCAUUCUGUUCCUGAAUGCCAGACACCCGGGAUCGUGCCAUGAUGCCUCUGUAUGGGCAGCGUCCCAGCUCUGUCGAGAAGCUCCCACAAUAUUUGAAGAUGGAGAGUGGCUCAUUGGAGACAGCGCCUACCCCUUGCAGCCAUGGCUGAUGACGCCUGUCCGAACACCAACGACACAGGAAGAAGAGGACUACAAUGACACACACAGUCGAACACGUGUGCGCAUUGAGCACUGUUUCGGCAUGCUGAAGAUGCGGUUCCGGUGCCUUCAGAGGUACCGCACCUUACACUUUGCUCCAGACCGGUCGUGCAACAUCAUAAACGCUUGUGUGGUGUUGCACAACAUGUGUAUAGCGUACAACACACCUCAGCUACCUGAUGCAGGUGACGCAGAAAGUGGGCCUGAUGAUGACAUGACAGAAGAGGCACACGUUGCGGGGGCAGACGAUGUAGAGGACAAUGGCAGUGCUGUUGCAACAAGCAGUCGCGCAACCCAGGGGCCUCAAACACCUGAGCGAGCUGUGUGA
Messenger RNA from Ornithodoros turicata, 723 nucleotides. RefSeq names its product putative nuclease HARBI1. The transcript has 4 exons. The record is from RefSeq and is a predicted model, not a curated record. Bases 1 to 723 code for a protein of 240 amino acids. NCBI's taxonomy places the organism in Eukaryota, Metazoa, Arthropoda, Arachnida, Ixodida, Argasidae.